UAUUGCUGUUUUAAGUGGCGAGCGAGCGAGUGUAAGGCAUUGUAAAAUAAUGCGGCAGGGGUGGUGCUGUGAUGCGCUAUAAACAGAUAUGGUUUGACUGGCGCUAAACUGUAAGAUUGCACUGUGUCUACGAAUUCGGGACAAAUGCCGUCCCGGAGGCAUUAAGCCCAGGACCGGGACUUGAUCUUUACAUUUCGGGACUGUCCCGCCCAAUUAGGGACGGGUGGUCACCCUAGGUCGCCAACAUUUCUGUAGCGAAAUUGGUCUUCUGGGUGUUUUUGCCCGCAAAUAUUUCUUAGUUUAUUUAUAGUAUGUGACGUAGAUCUCGGGGAGUAUGUUUGUCCAGACUUCUGUUAUGCGUUUUGACUGUCACCGGUCAAGAAUGGUAAUUGGGCCUAUGCUUAAUACUAAUAGAGUGAGCGCAUUUAUUAUUUUAUGAAAUUGUAAAUAUUUUAUGAUUUGUAAAUGUUCUCUGGUUAAAGAACGCCCCAUUUUGUUCAUAGCAAUUAAACACCGUCUCCGUUCUGUACGGUACUCGUGAAAUCUCUCUUUCAAAAUACUGUAGUCACAAUUAUUAUGCUAUUCGUAUUAUCAUAACCUGGGUCAUAAAUCAACUGGAAAUUAUUGAAACCAACCCCAUUCCAAACUUCUUUUACGCAUGUAAUGAGGGACCCCGUUCCCUCAGUUUGAAAUAAAUAAAACAGCAACAGGAAAUGGGAGGCUGCUGUUCUGGACCCCCUGCCCAGCCGGAAGAAGCGAAAGGAUUGUUGGUUACAGUUGAAAAUGAGCAGGAUUCCACCUCCAAGAAUCAUGUGGAGACCCAAGCAGAGGCACGGGGGGAAUUAACAGACGCUCCAUUACAGUCAGAUAAGGAAGAUGAACAUCUUUAUAAUGGUGUUCAUGACAAGAGCCAGGAGAAUAAUGAAGGAGUCACACCAGUCGACAGGGUGGCAGAGGGUGGUGUAGUAAAGCCAGCAUGCUCUGAAACUGUGGCUGUGCACCAAGAAAGCGAAUCUAUCAGUCUGCCAAAGCGGAAGACACUGGCAGCUGGCCCGGAGCACACAGCACAUACAGCUUUUGCAGGGAGUGUUACUGAAGCCACAGUAACCCAGGAAGAACACAAGCAGCCUGCCAGCAGUGCAGAGACUAAAUCUGAGAAAUUUCCUGCGAUUGAGAAAAUAAAUCAAACUGCUUGCAUUGAUAAUUUGCGAAAUGGACCUGCGGGGUUAGUCAGUGAUGCAGUGCAGGAAGACAAAAGCGGCUCCAUAACAGAGGCAGUGGGUGAAGAUUACCGCAGUCUUGCCUGCAGUUCUAAAAGCGAUGCUAUAAGACUUACAGAGGAGUCUGAGAGGAAUGAGAGAUCUGGUCUCUUAAUCAGUCAAACUAUACCUUGUAUUCCCAGCUGCACUGUGGAAGAAAACACUGCAGAUACCCAAGCAUUUGAAAGUCCAGAUCAACCGGACAGUGCUGUGGAGGUAAAUAUAGUACAGUCUCUGGAAGACAUUGGAGAGGAUCUAACAGAGGGAGGCAAAAAAGCUGAAGUUGAGGAAAGUGCUGUUGACAUGAAAGACACACAAUGGACACCCAGCAUAGAGAUGGAACUGGAGAGCCAAAGUGUAACCCAGGAAAAACCCAGUGCCCCAAAACCUCUGAAAUCUUUGGAUGAAAAACCCAUGAGAGAAAUGAGUGCUGCGGUCGAAGAUGAGGAUAACGCAAGUGAAGUUGAUCUGUAUCGUGGUGCCGAGGAGAUAGAAGAGGAUCAGCUGGAAAAAAAUGGAGCUAAGGGUGUAGAUGAUUUUAUGGAUAAGUGCAGCAUCUCUCCAGAAGUGGACAUUUUGAUAUACAGUGAAAAUGAGUGGAGAGGGAACACUGCCAAAAGUGCACAGAUUAAAAAGGCCUAUGAAGAAGUUCAUAAAAGUUUCAGUAGGCUUCGGAGAGUGCGAGGAGAUAAUUACUGUGCACUGCGGGCAACACUUUUCCAGGCAUUGAUCCAGAGUAAAGAAGUGCCAGCCUGGCUUCAGAGAGAAGACUUUAUCCAGCUGCCUGAAAAGUUAGCCUCCUGUUAUGACUGGCUCAGGCAGUGGAGGUUUACACAAGAGUAUGCAAAUGGAAAUUGGAUGGAAUUGCUAAAAGGACACAUGCAGCUUCUAAAGAGAAAGUGGUUGGCUGUGGUGGAAUCCUCCAGUGCAGAAGAAAGACAAGCCGUGUGUGAUGAGAUCUUCAGGAAUGAAGAGGAGGAGUACAGUUUGCUGGAGGCUGUGAAAUUGCUGAUGUUGAAUACUGCUAUUGAACUGUACAAUGACAUGCAGCAGGAGAAGGACGUGCCCAUUUUCUGCUGGCUCUUGUUUGCUCGGGACAGUUCUGUUACCCCCUGCACAUUCCUCAGCAACCACCUCAAUCAAGUGGGCUUCAGCGGCGGACUCGAGCAGGUCGAGAUGUUUCUCCUGGGCUAUGCACUGGAACUGACAAUUAAUGUGUACAGGCUUUACAAAUUUGAAACUGAUGAGUUUCUCACAUUUUACCCUGAUGAUCACAAGGAAGAUUGGCCGGUGGUCUCGCUCAUCACAGAGGAUGACAGACACUACAAUGUCCCGGUCCAAAAGCAAGACACAGCCAGGUUAUAGCUCUCGGCCUUCGCUCCUGCCAUUGCUCUUUCACCUGCAGUGAAGGAGUCAGUCUAGCAUGGCUUGAGCUGCAUUGCAGCUGUUAAUAAUUAAAAGGAGACAAGGAAAAGAUUUGGAGCUUGUUAAUUAUGCAUGUUCUUAAUUUCAGUGUAUACGUAUGAUCAAUGGGCCCACGUUUUCGCUAAAUGGUUGCCUGCCAACGAUGUAUUUUUGGAGUCAUUUUCAACAUCAAAUUUCUUGACAGGGUUUUUUUAACGUCCCCUGCAGGGAUAUAAUGGAGGCCCAUGUAUGUGACACUUACAUUUUAGAGAACCGCUUAUACACUUAGACUUUGUAAAGAUAUUCUUGAGCCUCCGUAAUUGAGUGUAUCAGAAUAUGGGGAUAUAAAGAUGAUCCUGUCUGUAUGUACAGUGUGUACAAAUGGUACAUGCAUUUUACUUGUUCACCCAGUUGUAAUUAAACUUGGUAUGAACUGUCCUUGGCACACAUUCUUGAUGAUAAUGUCCUAUUAUCUGUUUGGAUUAUGAAGGUUACAUCUUCAGAACCACUCCUGACACAUUUUUUUAAAAACUUUACAUGUCUGUUUGUUACAAGAAGUUACUUCACAGACUGUAAAUAUAUUUCAUGGUACUGGCGCCUCAUUGAUUUAAUUUAGUGAAGGCUAUAAACUGGGUAUCCCUUUCCAGUUUUUUAGUAUGCAUAGCCCUUUAAGAAAUUCUGCUCUGUGUCUAGUGGAUGUAGGUCAUCAUGAUCUACUUUUUCGUGAUGUUGAUAACUUGAUUUCAAUGACUCUUAGGAAUGUGUAUUUCAGUAUAGUGGAGCCCCUGUGUUCUGUAGCCAGGUUUUGACUUCUAGUAAUAGUAAAGCAUGUUAAGACCCACUCUGUAAAAUAGUAUAUAUAUAUAUAUAUAAUUAAAACAAACAAGCUAUGA
Acipenser ruthenus (sterlet) is the source of this 3556-nucleotide messenger RNA. Its product is annotated as ubiquitin thioesterase otulin. NCBI's taxonomy places the organism in Eukaryota, Metazoa, Chordata, Actinopteri, Acipenseriformes, Acipenseridae. Gene Ontology annotation, molecular function: cysteine-type deubiquitinase activity. Gene Ontology annotation, cellular component: cytoplasm. Bases 714 to 2624 code for a protein of 636 amino acids. Gene Ontology annotation, biological process: protein linear deubiquitination. The transcript has 11 exons. The record is from RefSeq and is a predicted model, not a curated record.